Molecule: messenger RNA, 2826 nt
Organism: Penicilliopsis zonata CBS 506.65
Lineage: Eukaryota; Fungi; Ascomycota; Eurotiomycetes; Eurotiales; Aspergillaceae
Exons: 2
Coding region: 38-2398 (786 amino acids)
Biological process (GO): L-lysine biosynthetic process
Molecular function (GO): homoaconitate hydratase activity; 4 iron, 4 sulfur cluster binding
Source: RefSeq, a predicted model, not a curated record
UUUCUCUACGAGUCAUACUUUUGCCUUGUGCUUCAAGAUGACGUCACGACUGUGGGCCUCCGGCACCGCUGGCAGGCGCUGGGCGCUCGUCCGCUGCCCUUUGCCGACAACAAGGACGACGACGCUGGCGCAGCGAUUCCUCUCGACGUCUCGAGCCCAUAGACAGGAUGUCUUCCACUCCCAGCUGGAAAACCCAUCGUCCGCGGCCAUCUUCUCCUCGCUGCAGGCCUCCAAACACGUCCCGCAAACCCUGACGGAGAAGAUCGUUCAGAAGUACUCGGUCGGUCUGGCCCAGGACAAAUUCGUCAAGUCGGGGGACUAUGUCACCAUUUCGCCGCACCGCUGCAUGACCCAUGAUAACUCAUGGCCCGUGGCGCUCAAGUUCAUGUCGAUUGGCGCCUCGAAGCUGCACAAUCCCAACCAAAUCGUCAUGACUCUCGACCACGAUGUGCAGAACCAAAGCGACAAGAACCUGCAGAAGUACAAGCAGAUCGAGGAGUUUGCCAAGCUCCAUGGCGUCGAGUUUUAUCCCGCUGGUCGUGGUAUUGGUCAUCAGAUCAUGGUGGAAGACGGUUUUGCCUGGCCUGGAACGCUUGUGGUUGCCUCCGACAGCCACAGCAACAUGUAUGGCGGUGUGGGUUGUCUGGGUACUCCUAUUGUCCGUACCGAUGGUGCGAGUAUCUGGGCGACCGGCAAGACGUGGUGGCAGAUUCCUCCCGUUGCCAAGGUCACCUUCACCGGCGUCCUUCCCGUGGGAGUGACCGCGAAGGAUGUCAUUGUCGCUCUGUGUGGUCUGUUUGACAAAGAUGAUGUUCUGAACCAUGCCAUUGAGUUUUCAGGCUCUGCGGAGACGAUGCGGAGUCUACCCGUCGACGCCCGUUUGACCAUUGCCAACAUGACUACUGAGUGGGGGGCGCUCUCCGGACUGUUCCCCAUCGAUGAUGUACUGAAGGGCUGGCUGCGAGGCAAGGCGACCACCGCUGCCAUGGGCCUUGCCGAGGGACCUUUCAAGACGCUGGCUCCUCGCAACUUCACCCACCCGGCGCUGGAGAGCUUGUUUGAGAACCCCCUGACCGCUGACAAGGGUGCGAAAUAUGCCAAGGAAAUCUACCUUGAUCUCUCGACUCUCUCUCCCUACGUCGCAGGACCCAACUCGGUCAAAGUGGCCACCGCUCUGCCGGACCUGGAGAAGCUGGAUAUCAAGGUCAACAAGGCCUACCUGGUCUCUUGCACCAACUCGCGCGCCUCGGAUAUCGCGGCUGCAGCCAAGGUUUUCAAGGAUGCUGCCGAGAAGAACGGCGGAAAAAUCCCCAAGGUUGCCGAUGGCGUCAAAUUCUACAUUGCAGCAGCCUCUAUCCCGGAGCAACUGGCUGCGGAGGGAGCCGGUGACUGGCAGGUCCUGCUGGAGGCCGGUGCGACAACCUUGCCUGCCGGAUGCGGGCCGUGCAUUGGAAUGGGUCAGGGUCUACUUGAACCGGGUGAGGUCGGUAUCAGUGCGUCGAACCGGAACUUCAAGGGCCGCAUGGGCAGCACCGAUGCCAAGGCGUAUCUCGGCAGCCCCGAGGUUGUGGCUGCAAGUGCCCUGAAUGGUAAGAUCAGCGGACCGGGCUACUAUGAAGCUCCGGAGGGUUGGUCUGGUGUGGUGCGAGGCGAAGGUGACGGCAUCCGUGAGGAAGACCGCAUGCUUACCGCGGAAGAGGCUCUCGAGAAGGUCAUCGGUCAGCUGGAUGAUCUUGUCGCCGAUGGAGAGAAGCGGUUCGCCUCCGAGGAGCCUUCCGAGCCGGUCGUCGAAGAGAGCGAUGAGGCGCUGACGGAAGUGUACCCUGGAUUCCCCGAGCGCGUGUCCGGAGAGAUUGUCUUUUGCGACGCAGACAACAUCAAUACCGACGGUAUCUACCCCGGUAAAUACACCUAUCAGGACUACGUGCCCGUCGAGACUAUGGCGCAGGUGUGCAUGUCCAACUACGACCCGGAGUUCUCCACCAUCACAAAGGAGGGUGACAUCCUGGUGUCCGGCUACAACUUUGGCUGCGGCAGCUCCAGAGAACAAGCCGCAACCGCCAUUCUCGCCAAGAAGAUCCCUCUGGUCGUUGCCGGCAGCUUUGGUAACAUCUUCUCUCGCAACAGCAUCAAUAACGCUCUGAUGGGUCUCGAAGUCCCUCGCCUGAUCAGCCGACUCCGCGAGAGUUUCGGUUCGGGAGAUAGUCAGGGCAAGGCCCUUACGCGCCGCACGGGCUGGAAGUUGACGUGGGACGUCCGCCGCAGUCGCAUCGAGAUCCAGGAGGGCGAGAACGGGCCCAAGUGGACGCACAAGGUCGGCGAGCUCCCGCCCAACGUUCAAGAGAUCAUCGCCAAGGGUGGUCUAGAGAAGUGGGUGAAGAACGCAAUCGACGCAUGAGCAACUCACACAAGUCUGUACCAUUUAUUUCUAAAUUGACAUAUUGUAUAUAUACCCGAGCUGUUGGUCGGUGGUUUUCUUGGCUAUUUGAAUUGGUAGGAACAAAACUACAGGUCAAUUGAUUUGGAGCGAUUAGGCAACUGCACAAGAUCACGUUUUGAGUCUUAUUCUUCCCUAUAUGCUCAGGUCUCUUUGACAUUAUAUUACCUGAUGCAUCAAGGCCCAGUCCUUGAUUCGGUAUCUCGAUAUCUUUUAUGAGAGACGGUGUCACAACCUUUAUAUUUAGACUCUUCGUUUUUCAACCACAUCUUUCGGCCUCUCUUGACCUUGACUGCUGCUGGUCUUUAACUAAUAUAUACAUUGGUGGCCCUAACCAAACCACAAAGUAGAGGACCAGUACUCUGCACUACCGUUAUACCAACGGCAUC